AUGCGAAUCUUACAUUGGCCGAACUUGAACAUCAACGAAGGUGAAUACGACAUUGGUUUGAUAGUGGCAUUCGGUCAUUUAAUUAAGGCCGAUAUACUCAAAAAGUUCCCUCUGGGUAUGGUGAAUGUACAUCCUAGUCUGUUACCUCGCUGGCGUGGUGCUGCACCAAUUAUUUACACUCUAAUGCAUGGUGACACAGUAGGAGGUGUAUCACUUAUGAAAAUUAAGCCAGACAUAUUUGAUGUUGGUGAAAUAAUAAGUCAACAAAGAGUUCCAAUAUCUGAUACUAUAAAGUUGCCAGAACUGACAAGACAAUUUUCUGACAUUGGUGCUGAAAUGUUGGUGGACUGCUUGAAGAACUUACCCGGAAGUCUUGAGAAUGCUCAGCCUCAAAGCAAUGAAGGUGUCACCUAUGGUAAUGAGCUUUUAAAUUAA
This is a messenger RNA of Danaus chrysippus (African queen), 435 nucleotides long. NCBI's taxonomy places the organism in Eukaryota, Metazoa, Arthropoda, Insecta, Lepidoptera, Nymphalidae. The record is from the annotation of a GenBank genome assembly.